Molecule: messenger RNA, 4158 nt
Organism: Suncus etruscus (white-toothed pygmy shrew)
Lineage: Eukaryota; Metazoa; Chordata; Mammalia; Eulipotyphla; Soricidae
Gene: TAB2
Product: TGF-beta activated kinase 1 (MAP3K7) binding protein 2
Exons: 7
Coding region: 202-2277 (691 amino acids)
Biological process (GO): positive regulation of protein kinase activity
Molecular function (GO): K63-linked polyubiquitin modification-dependent protein binding; ubiquitin binding
Source: RefSeq, a predicted model, not a curated record
GUAUCCAGUAGAGAUGAGCUCACUGCAGUUACUUAAUUAAAAAUUUGUAAGCUGCAAAAAUGGUAAUGGGCCAGUCAAGAACAGCUACAAUUUGAAAUUUUCUAUUUCCAGAAAAUGCUUGGGACAGAAGAGAUGAGUACUAUUUCUGCUAAGGCCUAGAAUUGCCUACUAUAUAAAUCGUCUUGAUUAGGCAAUAUACGAAUGGCCCAAGGAAGCCACCAAAUUGAUUUUCAGGUUUUACAUGACCUGCGACAAAAAUUCCCUGAGGUACCUGAAGUUGUUGUAUCCAGGUGCAUGUUACAGAAUAAUAAUAACCUGGAUGCCUGCUGUGCAGUUCUCUCUCAGGAGAGUACAAGAUAUCUUUAUGGUGAAGGAGACUUGAAUUUUUCGGAUGAUUCUGGAAUUUCUGGUCUACGCAAUCACAUGACUUCUCUCAACUUGGACUUACAGUCACAGAAUGUUUACCACCAGGGGAGAGAAGGAAAUAGAAUGAAUGGAAGUAGGACUCUGAUGCACAGCAUUAGUGAUGGACAGCUUCAAGGCGGUCAGCCCAGUAAUGAACUAUUUCAGCAGGAACCACAGACAGCACCAGUUCAAGUUCCUCAAGGCUUUAAUGUUUUUGGGAUAUCCAGUACAUCUGGUGCUUCAAAUUCCACACCACAUCUUGGAUUUCACUUAGGCAGCAAAGGAACUUCUAACCUUUCUCAGACUCCCAGAUUUAAUCCCAUUAUGGUAACCUUAGCCCCAAAUAUCCAGACUGGUCGUAAUACUCCAACAUCUUUGCACAUACAUGGUGUACCUCCACCUGUACUUAAUAGUCCACAGGGAAAUUCUAUCUAUAUUAGGCCUUACAUUACAACUCCUAGUGGUACAGCUCGACAGACACAGCAACAUUCUGGCUGGGUAUCUCAGUUUAAUCCCAUGAACUCUCAACAGGUCUAUCAGCCUUCACAACCAGCUCCCUGGACUACUUACCCUACAUCUAAUCCUCUGUCACAUACCUCAGCCCAGCAGCCAAACCAGCAAGGCCACCAGACCUCUCAUGUCUACAUGCCCAUCAGCUCGCCUACUACUCCACAACCACCAACAAUCCAUUCGUCUGGUAGCUCACAGGCUUCGGCGCAUAGCCAGUAUAACAUUCAGAAUAUUUCAACAGGACCUCGAAAAAACCAGAUUGAAAUCAAACUUGAACCCCCACAGAGAAACAGUUCGUCAAAAUUGCGUUCGUCUGGAGCUCGGACCCCCAGCACCUCCUCUUCCAUCAAUAGCCAAACCUUAAAUAGAAAUCAGCCCACUGUUUACAUAGCUGCCAGCCCCCCAAGUACUGAUGAGGUGAUGUCCCGUAGCCAACCUAAAGUCUAUAUUUCAGCUAAUGCCACAGGAGAUGAGCAGAUGAUGCGGAAUCAGCCUACCCUCUUCAUUUCCACAAACUCGGGUGCCUCUGCUGCCUCCCGGAAUGUGUCUGGGCAAGUGAGCAUGGGUCCGGCCUUUAUUCAUCACCAUCCCCCCAAAAGUCGGGCCAUGGGCGGUAACUCAGCAACGUCUCCUCGAGUGGUGGUUACUCAACCCAAUACAAAAUACACGUUCAAAAUCACAGUUUCUCCCAACAAGCCCCCUGCAGUCUCACCGGGGGUGGUGUCCCCGACCUUUGAACUUACAAAUAUUCUAAACCAUCCCGAUCAUUAUGUAGAAACAGAAAACAUCCAGCACCUCACGGACCCUGCCUUAGCACAUGUGGAUAGAAUAAGUGAAGCACGGAAGUUGAGUAUGGGAUCUGAUGAUGCUGCCUACACACAAGCUCUCUUGGUACACCAGAAGGCCAGAAUGGAACGACUUCAAAGAGAACUUGAGAUGCAAAAGAAAAAGCUGGAUAAACUAAAAUCUGAGGUCAAUGAAAUGGAAAAUAAUCUAACUCGAAGGCGUCUAAAGAGGUCCAAUUCCAUAUCCCAAAUACCUUCACUUGAAGAAAUGCAACAGUUGAGAAGUUCUAAUAGACAGCUCCAGAUCGACAUAGACUGCUUAACCAAAGAAAUUGACCUGUUUCAAGCCCGAGGACCACAUUUUAAUCCCAGCGCUAUUCAUAACUUUUAUGACAAUAUUGGAUUUGUAGGUCCUGUGCCACCAAAACCCAAAGAUCAGAGGUCCACCACCAAAACACCAAAGACUCAGGACACAGAAGAUGAUGAGGGGGCUCAAUGGAAUUGUACUGCCUGUACUUUCUUGAACCAUCCAGCCUUAAUCCGCUGUGAACAGUGUGAGAUGCCCAGGCAUUUCUGAGCCAGAAGGCCCUGUAUUUUCUCUAAAGCCACGUCUGAAGUUCAAGAUCUAGUCUAUCAUCAGGAGAAAAGUUUCACUUUUACACAGAAUUUUGUCAAAUUGAAGGCGUGACAGGAUGGCAUCGUACUAAUGUUAAGUAUCAAGCCACAGAGCGAGUAAUACCUCAGCCUAAAGUCCUGGGCAGUUAAAAUUUGUCAUAUGGAAGGUGAUCUGCUGAGAGACUCAGUUGCCCGCUGCUUGACCACGGACAGUGUUACCAAUAGCCAAUUGUGAAUCACUCAUCUGUUGAGGUGUUCCCAAUACCUUUUCCCCUCGUGUCACUACUGAAUUUUGACAGGAGGAAGGAAUAAAACUGGCUUUUUUUUUUUUAAGCUUUUGGUGAAACACUACGAACAUGAGUAAAAGGAACAAGGUUCAACUAUUUAAAAAGUGUUUGCUGCCUCAUAGUGCCAAUUGGAUAGGGGAAGAACUGCACACGCCUGUGGUACUCUUGACCUAGUCUUGUCUUCCCAGAAAGUGUCCAUUUUGUGAAGCCCAGCAUCUGGAGUGUAAAGGAAAGGGAAGCAGCAUGCAUUAUCUGUACAAACACGCAGUGAAAUAUCCCAAUGCUUUUCCUACUGUACAGAUCUCUCAAAUCUGCCUAAGUGAUUUCUCCUCUUUAUUAUUUUCUUAUAUUUCUAUAUGUAUAGUGUAAUAGUCUUUUUGUUAACUAAUUUUCUUUUUCCUUUUAGUGAUUAAGCACGAUCAUGUGCCUUUUUAAGCCUUACCUGAGAGAAGCAAUGCCUUAAAAUAAAAAAGCAUUAAUGAAACUGUGCACAAAUAACUUUUUCAUCUACUUAUUCUGUACUUGGCCCUCAUGAGUGCCAGUGUUCUGUGAAGACGUACAGAUGCUUCAUAAGAUUGCAGAAAAGAUGACCAGUCCUGUGUCUGUAGAUCCCACUAUGUACUGACUUCAGCAGUGGGUGACAGAAAGCACAGUGCUUUCACAGGCAGGUUUCAAGCCAAAGGUGAUUGUAGCUCACAGCCAGAGCAGCAGAUCCAGCUGGCUUCAUCUGCCCAGGGCCCACAGGACUUCCACUUCCACAGUUGUCUAGGGAAGGACAGUAUCAGAGCCAGCACUGCAGUGGUGCCUGCGGCCCAAUUUGAGGAAAGAAGUGUAAAUGCUUCACUGUUGGGCUAGUCUGUCUCCAAAUCUGUCUUGGUGGCAACAUUGUUUGUGUUUAUAAAACAAGGCUAGUCAUAUUUAGGACAACUGAAGAAAAGCUGGAAAAAAUAAAAACAAAACAAGCAAACUUGAACACUGAAGCAACCUCAAACAUCUCUGUGUUUUUAUGAUAUAUUUUUAUAAGGAAAAUAAAUACUCAGAUGAUCAGGAAUGUAUAUAACUAAAUGAAAUCAUGAAAAAUAAAUAACAGUAUACAUUUCAAAGAAUUAUGAAACUAUCAGUACUUAGAAUGGGGCUAAGGAAGUGCUGACUUGUGCUAAAAGUGAAGAUGGAAGAGAAUGUAGAGUGUCACCCGUUGUAAAUGUUUGCAAAUGGAUAUUUUUUAAAUAACGAGUAUUACAGGUGACCUAGAUGAAUAUAAAAGCCUUGACUUUGGCUUUGCAUUUUGUAUAUGAGAAGAAAUAUGACAAUCCUUGUUAAUUAAACAUUAGACCCAAUGCCCUUACAUUUGAUGCAUUUUGUUUUAAAAAUAGGCCUUGUUUUUCAGCUUCAUCUGCAAUUCUAUGUGAAGAUUGAUAAAUCAGUUUUUACUUGUUUUAUUAAUAAAACGUAAUUUGGAUAUCUUGAGUUGAUGGUUUUGUGAUUUAGCUGGGUAAACUAUCUUUGUAACAGAUAAGUUAUUUAUAAAAAUUAAAAAACUUAUAUUCUGUUUUGGA